AUGGGCCAUCAAAACUGGAGAGGUGGAAGAGUUGCUUCCUUCAACAUCAUCCCUAUUAGCAUUGGAGCUGCCAAGAUGAAUGAUCUCUCUAUUAUUUUAGUCUAUGGCUGUUGUUGGGAAGGUUCUGCCAUCGAGAAAUUGAUUGGAAUGGCCUUCUGUAUUCCCUCCGUUGAUGUUUCAGUGUUUUGGAUCAAAGCUGCCAUCAAGCCUGUUGCAAUGAGCAGUUACAGCGAAGGAGUUGCAUGGAAAAAGGCAGAAAUUAGUCUCCUUUCUGAGAAGUUGAUGCUUCUUGCCGGAUACUUUUUCCAGAGAAACAGCAAGAGCGAGAAUGACAUGGAAACCCUAAGUGCUUCUCGGAUGAUCAUGGAUUCAGAGCACUUUGAGAAGAUAUACAUAAGAUCUGGCAUUGAAAGUGGGGCAAACCCUUGA
Messenger RNA from Telopea speciosissima, 429 nucleotides. Its product is annotated as glyceraldehyde-3-phosphate dehydrogenase, cytosolic-like. The record is from RefSeq and is a predicted model, not a curated record. Bases 1 to 429 code for a protein of 142 amino acids. NCBI's taxonomy places the organism in Eukaryota, Viridiplantae, Streptophyta, Magnoliopsida, Proteales, Proteaceae. The transcript has 6 exons.